Messenger RNA from Trematosphaeria pertusa, 1319 nucleotides. Its product is annotated as putative NAD dependent epimerase/dehydratase. Bases 225 to 1181 code for a protein of 318 amino acids. The record is from RefSeq and is a predicted model, not a curated record. Lineage: Eukaryota; Fungi; Ascomycota; Dothideomycetes; Pleosporales; Trematosphaeriaceae. The transcript has a single exon.
UUCGAAGUCAAUACGCUAAGUCCGGUAGCACCGAGAUCAAUGGAUAUACGGCCUUCAUGUCAUUGAGUAUAAGAAGCUCCGAGUUCUCGAGAGAAAGAUAGGGCAUCCAGAGCAGUCACAGUCAGCAUCUCGCAACAUCCUUAUCCACUCAGUUCAUGUGACAAUUCUUCUGUCUUUCUCACCACCUUCCAAUUCACAAAGUCCAUCCUUCAUCUCUGAUCAACAUGUCCGGCCAAACCAUCUUCAUCACUGGUGGCAGCGGAUACAUCGGCUCCACCAUCAUCGAAAAAGCCAUCACUGAAGGCUACAAGAUCACCGCACUCUCCCGAACUAAGAGCAGCGAUGAGAAGUUGAAGAAACUCGGCGCUAUGCCUGUCCGUGGCGACCUCGCAACCCACGACGUCCUCACCCGUGAGGCCGCCAAAGCCGACAUCGUCAUCAAUGUCGCUGAUGCGCUCGCUGGCGACUACAGCAUGCCGCAAGAGCAGCGCUUUGCCAUCAACAAUGCGGCCGUUGGCGCUCUAGCUGAAGGAAUGAAGGGCAACGGCAAACCGCUCGUUCUCACCAGCGGCUCCCUCAUCGUCGCGCCGGACCCAGAGGGCAAGGAAACGGACGAGACCUCUCCGCCUUGGCCGACCGGCCCCUUCAGGCAGUUCAAGGAGCUCAUGGACGGACGCAAUCUGGAGUACAUGGAGCAGGGCAUUCGUGUGUGUAGUGUACGUCUAGCGCCGUAUGUGUACGGUCGCGGCGGAAGCGGUGUGGCACUGUUCAUGAAGAGGUUUGCUGCGACUGGCGGAGCGUUCUACGUCGAUGAAGGCUCUGCGCGCACCACGACCGUUCAUGUUGAGGAUGCAGCGCGUCUCUAUCUCCUCGUUGCGCAGAAGGGACGCGCUGGCGAGGCGUACAACGCGACGUUCGAGACGGACGUUACGCAGCGCCAGAUUGCGGAGGCAAUUGCGAAGCAACUGGGUCUUGCUUGCCCCUCGAUGCCCAAAGCGGACUUGGAGGCCACGAUGGGUCCUUUCUUCGCUACAUUCUUGAGUGCGGAGAAUCGAGCGAGCAAUAAGAAGGCGAAGGAGGAGUUGGGAUGGGAGGUGCGGGCGGAGAAGGGUAUUUUGGAUGAGAUUGCUACGGGCUCAUAUGUUGAGGUUGCGAAGGGGUUGAAGAAGCCUUCUGAUUGAAUGGGCGGUCACAAUGAAUCUGGGGGGUGCUUCAAGUGAUAGUUGUUGAAAUGACAAAAAAGCUAAUUGCCACCUGAAUAAUCAAGUAUAUAUCGAGGAUCUGUAACAAUAGUACGCAAGGCAUUAUUUCAAUCAACC